GAUAAACGCGACUGUGGUGCUCCUUGUCAUGCCAUGUUUUUCCCUGAAAAAGAACGUACCGUUCUUAGAUAUUGGGUAGGCUCUUGGGCGGCCGUAUGUGUGGCUAGCUGUUUGUUUACGGUCCUUACUUUCCUCAUAGAUUCCUCACGUUUUCGUUAUCCCGAAAGAGCUAUAGUCUUUUUAGCAGUUUGCUAUUUGGUGGUGGGUUGUGCUUAUGUAGCCGGUUUAGGAGCCGGUGAUUCAGUAUCCUGUCGCGAACCAUUUCCACCACCAGUUAGACUGGGUAGAUUACAAAUGAUGACCACUAUAACACAAGGUCAUCGCCAGUCAACCGCCUGUACUGUACUUUUUAUGGCUUUAUAUUUUUGCUGUAUGGCGGCCUUUGCCUGGUGGUCAUGUUUGGCAUUUGCUUGGUUUUUGGCUGCUGGUCUCAAAUGGGGUCACGAAGCCAUUGAAAAUAAAUCACAUCUUUUUCAUCUUGUAGCCUGGGCUAUACCAGCUCUGCAAACGAUUUCGGUUUUGGCAUUAGCUAAAGUUGAAGGUGAGUAAUAAUUAUAAGAAACAACAGAACAAUGGAAAUAAGAAAUACAUCUUUAAAUAGUAAAACCAUAAAUUUUCAACUGACAUU
Molecule: messenger RNA, 628 nt
Organism: Lucilia sericata (common green bottle fly)
Lineage: Eukaryota; Metazoa; Arthropoda; Insecta; Diptera; Calliphoridae
Product: frizzled
Exons: 3
Biological process (GO): canonical Wnt signaling pathway; non-canonical Wnt signaling pathway
Cellular component (GO): plasma membrane
Molecular function (GO): Wnt receptor activity; Wnt-protein binding
Source: RefSeq, a predicted model, not a curated record